AUGAGUCAGCAAUGCAAACGCAUCAUGUUCCACAAGCCGCGUGACAGUGCGCGCGAGGGCGGGGAACGAAACGUCAUCCGUGAGGAGCAGCAGCGCAUUCUCAGCUGGUUCAUGUCUGCCGGUGCUGAUGUCAAUGCCUCCCUGCCAAGCAAUGAGUACACCCCUCUGAUGUUUGCCGUGAUGCGUGUCAACAACCCCUGCCUCAAAAUCCUGCUCGAUGCCGGUGCCGCCCCUUUUGUGCGCAACAACCGCGGCCGAACCGCGCAUGAUCUUGCCGCGAUCAUUGGUCAGCCAACGACGGUCCUGAACGCCUUGCCCCACCUGGCCCCACCUGCACUCACAGUUUGGCGGCACAUAGGUCACACGGAAGCCAUUGAUCUGCUUCGACAAGUCAUUGCACAAAAGGGCUUGGCGGAACUCAGUGUCUAA
Messenger RNA from Monosiga brevicollis MX1, 429 nucleotides. RefSeq lists its product as uncharacterized. The record is from RefSeq and is a predicted model, not a curated record. Gene Ontology annotation, molecular function: protein binding. The transcript has 5 exons. Bases 1 to 429 code for a protein of 142 amino acids. Lineage: Eukaryota; Choanoflagellata; Craspedida; Salpingoecidae.